Molecule: messenger RNA, 3089 nt
Organism: Anolis carolinensis (green anole)
Lineage: Eukaryota; Metazoa; Chordata; Lepidosauria; Squamata; Anolidae
Product: E3 ubiquitin-protein ligase ZNRF3-like
Exons: 9
Coding region: 195-2288 (697 amino acids)
Biological process (GO): ubiquitin-dependent protein catabolic process; Wnt receptor catabolic process; negative regulation of canonical Wnt signaling pathway
Cellular component (GO): plasma membrane
Molecular function (GO): ubiquitin protein ligase activity; frizzled binding
Source: RefSeq, a predicted model, not a curated record
CGACGUCACAGCGGCCUUUCCGUCUGAGGGCGAAGCGGAGGGUGUGGCUUGGAGCUGGCCCCGCCCCUCCCUCCCUCGCGAGGGCGUGGCUUGGUCGGCGCGGCGGACGGGGAGCUGGCGGGCCCAAAAAGUCGUCGCUGGCGGCUGUCGGGGGGCUAGUCGGCGAUGGCCCCCUCGGGGCUUCCGUCGCCGCGAUGACGGCCCCGCCUCCUUCCUCGGAGGGGGGCGUGGCCUUCUUCCUCGUCGCCGUCGCCUUCUUCUCCUCGUCCUCCAUGAUGGCGGCGUCUGCUUCUCCUCAGGCGGCGGGCUCGGCCUCGUCGUCGUCUUCUUCAGCCCAGGCCUUUGUGGAAGUGGUCCUCUUCGAGCCGGGACCCGGCGGGGAGUACUCCACCUACACCGCCGGGCUGCAAGGCCGCUUUGCCCGCGCCGGCGCCACGCUCAGCGCUGAGGGAGAGAUCGUGCAGAUGCACCCGCUGGGCCUGUGCAACGGGAACGAGGAGGAGGAGCUCUACGACUACGGCUGGGUCGGGGUCGUCAAGCUGGAGCAGCCCCACCUCGAGCCCAAGCCCUGUCUCUCCGUCCUCGGGAAAGCCAAGCGUGCGGUCCAGCGGGGGGCCACAGCUGUCAUCUUUGACGUCUCCGAAAACCCAGAGGCCAUUGACCAGCUGAAUGACGGGCUGGAGGACCCCCUGAAGCGGCCGGUGGUGUACGUGAAGGGGGCCGACGCUGCGCGGCUCAUGAACAUCGUCAACAAGCAGAAGGUGGCCCGGGCCCGCAUCCAGCACCGGAGCCCCCCGCCGACGGAAUACUUCGACAUGGGCCUCUUCCUGGCCUUCUUCCUGGUCGUCUCCCUCGUCUGCCUCGUCCUCCUUGUCAAGAUCAAGCUCAAGCAGAGGCGGAGCCAGAACUCCAUGAACCGCCUUGCGGUGCAAGCCUUGGAGAAGAUGGAGACCCACAAGUUCAAGGCCAAGGCCAAGGCGGCGGCAGCAUCCGCCAGCAACGAAGGGCCCGGCGGCCAUAUUGGGAGCGGAGGAGGAGGAGGAGAGGCCCUCAGCAGCGGGAGCAGCAGCAGCGCCACCUCGGACUGUGCCAUCUGCCUGGAGAAGUAUCUCGACGGAGAGGAGCUGCGUGUGAUCCCGUGUGCGCACCGCUUCCACCGGAGGUGCGUGGACCCCUGGCUCCUGCAGCACCACACCUGCCCACACUGCCGACACAACAUCAUCGAGCCGAAGAAGGGCCUGGCGGGCGCUCCCUGCGAGGACCCCUCCCUCCUCCACCACGCUCCCGCUCCUCCCCAUCAUCAUCACCACCACCACCCGCUUCCUCUUCCUCCACUUCCUGUCCGUGGACAGCAACAGCCACGCCACCCCCACCACCCAGCUUCUCCCGCUGCUGCUCCUUCCGGGAUGCUGCUGCACUUGCCCCACUUCCCAAUGCGGACGGCCAUGGACCCCCAAGGGGGUGCCCCCGUCACCUUCCUCCAUUUCGCACAACAACAGCAUCAUCAGCAGCAGCAGCACGUGCCGUAUCCCCUCCCCUUCCGGAGGCAGGACAAUAUGACUGCCUUCCCUUCCUCCACGGCCUCGCCCACUUCCUGCUUCUCCCAGUACGAGGCCCUCUUCCAGCACUACUACUUCCAGCAGCGGCCUUACUUCGCCUUCGUGCCCCGUUUUGACCCCACUUCCUGUUUCCGGGGCUACUUCCCGGAAGCCACGGCGGCAGGACCCGGAAGCGAUUCGUCGGAAGCCAGCAACCGGGGCGUCUUCGGGAGCAGCUCCACCUUCCGCAGCUCCCUCAGCAGCGAUUACGACCCGUUCGUCUAUCGCAGCCAGGAAGCCCCGCCCCCUGCUUCCUCUUCCGGAGACCACCUUUCCCAUUGCAGCCUGGAAAUGAACUACAGCAGCUCCUCCUCUUCCUCUUUGGAGUGGACGCCACUUCCUCCUCCACCGUGCGGGUGCCCCACAGCAAUGGCCGCCCUCUAUGGCUUCUAUGAGGAGCAGGAAGAGGAAGCCGGAAGUGCUUCCUCCUCUUCCUCUUCCCCCCGCGAACACCGGCCCUUUAAGAGGGACUGCGGCCCCCGAGGGAGGGGGGCGGGGAAGGGCCCCUGGGCCCCGAGAGACUACUUCCUGCAGCACCACCAGCGGAAGAGGAGGAGGAAGCAGGAGGAGGAAGUGGAGGAGGAAGAGGAAGCAGAGGUCAAUGGCAGGAGGAACUUCCCCGAAGCAAGAAGAGGAGGAGGAGGAAGUGGCAACGAAGGAGCAGGCCUCUCCUCUCAGUCUGGAGAGUAGGCCACAGUGGGGAGCUGCUUCCUGUUGCUGUGGCGACGGGCGACCCCGGCGAUUGGCCCCUCCUCCCUCCACCAAAAUGGCCGCCGCCCUCGGCAACCUUUUCAGCACCUUGACGACGCAGAGUCCAAAGGGGGCGGGCUUGAAUAUUAAUGAGGGGGCGGGGCUUCAGUCCAAGAAAAGUGCCUUGUGUGUCGCUAGGCCUCGGAAGGAAGGAAGGAAAGAAGGAAGGAAGGGGGCGGGACUACACUUCCCAGAAGCCUCCUCUGGGGAAGCCAAUGAGGGAAGCAUGCUGGGAAAUGGAGUCCUUGGACAGCGACGACUCCUAGCCAGGCUUUGAGGCCUAGUCGGUCAAAACAGAGAGACGUUUCCUAUGGAAACCAAACAAAACAAAAAACCCAAAUAAAUAAUAUUAUAAAUAAAUAACAAUGAGAUCGCGAGGCGCUAUUUUUAAUUAUUAUUAUUAGCACUUAAUUGCAUUUUUAAUUAUUAUUAUUAUUAUUAAGGCUAGGAGACAACAACCAACCCACCCCCCUUUUUGUUGUUUUUUAAAUAACGUGUACAUUUAUUUGUAUAUUAUUAUUAUUAUUAUUAUUAUUAUUAUUAUUAUUAUUAAUGGGGCACAUUUCAUUUACGAGGAUGAUGAUGAUGAUGGGGAUUUUAAGAAAAAAUAUAUUUAUUUACUAAUAUAUUUAUCUUUUUAAGCCAUUUUUCCUCCUGUUUUUAUUGAGCGUGUUUUGUUUUUAAUGUCUGGAUAAAUAAAUAAAAUAAAUAAUAAUAAAAUAAUAAUAUUUGAAAUAAUAA